AUGUUUUUGGCUCUCCUAGAACCUGCUGACAUGGCUGAUGGAGGAGCUGAUGAGUCGUCUUCCAGGACAGAGAGUUUGGAUGGGGAAGUUCGGGUCUCUAAGGACAAAUUGCUGCUCCGUCAGAGGCUGGCUGUCCGGGAGCUCGUGGAUACCGAGGUCUCCUACUUGCACAUGCUCCAACUCUGCACCUGUGACAUCAGGGGCCGCCUGCAGCAGCUGCCACAGGGAGACCUGGAUGUCCUGUUCUCAAACAUCGAUGAUAUCAUCCAGGUGAACAGCAGAUUUCUUCAUGGCCUGCAGGAGACGGCCUCCACAGAAGAGGAACAAGUGCACCUAAUUGGUAACUUAUUCCUGGAAUUCCAAGAGGAGUUGGAGCGAGUCUAUAAGGUCUACUGUACCAGCUAUGACCAGGCCUUGCAGCUGGUGGAGACGUACCGGAAGGAGCCAGAACUGCAGCGGGAGAUCCAGGGCAUCAUUGAGGCAGUGGUGCCGCAAGCCGGAUCUUCAGGUCUUGAUUUCGUACUGGUAACCCCUCUGCAGAGGAUCACCAAGUACCCAUUGCUGCUGCAGAAAAUCCUGGAGAACACACCCCCUGAGGCCAAUGCCUACCCUCUCCUUCAGAGGGCUACCUCUGCCCUUCAGGACGUGAACGCCAACAUCAAUGAGUACAAGAUGCGCAAGGAAGUGGCCUCCAAGUACACAAGGGUGGAGCAGCGGACCCUGCGGGAGCGACUGGCCUGCAUCAACACACACACUCUCUCCAAGAAGACCACCCGGCUGAGCCAGCUGCUGAAGCAGGAGGCGGGGCUCGUGCCCAGAACGGAAGACAAGGAAUUUGAUGACUUGGAAGAAAGGUUCCACUGGGUGUCGCUGUGUGUGACCGAGCUGAAGAACAACGUGGCUGCCUACCUGGGUAACCUGGAGACUUUCCUCCGCUUCAGGCCGCACGAAUACAAUCUGGACAUCCCCGACGGGCCUGUGGCACAGUACUGCCACUUGGAAAGAGAGCUUCAGUUUGUGGCCUUCCUGGAGUUUAAGCAGCGGCUGGAAGGCCUGGUAUGGCGGCCACUGUGCAGCCUGGCCAGAGUACUUGCUGGCCCUCGGAACCUGAUCAAGAAACGUUUGGACAAACUGCUGGACUUUGAGAGGGUGGAAGAGAAGCUGUUGGAAGUGGGCAGUGUGUCUUACGAGGAGGAGGCGGCCCGGCACACAUACCAGGCGCUCAACUCCCUGCUAGUGGCUGAGCUCCCACAGUUUAACCAGCUAACACUGCGGUGGCUGGGCCAGAUCCUGCGCACGUUCGUGGCUCUACAGCAGGACUUUGCAAAGCAAGUGCUGCAGAGGGCAGAGUGCAGCUUGGCCCAGCUGCCCCACCGCCAUGUCUCUGAGCCCGACUUCAGGAAGCUUGUGGAAGACGUGCUAAACCAGACCGGUAACCAGCUUCACUCCUUCAAAGACAACUUCCAGAAAGUGCUGCCACCUCCCACCAUACAACCACUACUUCCAGGGGCUGAACACCAGGUGCAGGCCCUCCUUAGCAAGUAUGGCCCCAGGAGGCUGUUCCAGGUCACAAGCAGCAUCAGCGGGGCUGGGACUCUGGACCUGACACUGCCUCGGGGCCAAAUUGUGGCCCUCCUUCAAAACAAGGACACUAAAGGCAACAGCUGCCGCUGGCUGGUGGACACUGGGGGACAUCGGGGGUACGUUCCGGCCGGGAAACUGGAGCUGUACCAUGUCGCCCCCAGUGGAGAGGAGCUCAGGAGGCAGGCAGGGCCAUGCAAGGAUUCCCGACAUCUAACGCCAGAGCCUACCCUGACCCCAGUUGCCUCUGUCCCAAACAUGACCCAGGUGGUGGCAGUGUACCCCUUUGUGGCCAGAAGCAGCCAUGAAGUGAGUCUGCAGGCAGGCCAGCCGGUGACUGUCCUGGAGGCCCAGGACAAGAAGGGGAACCCGGAAUGGAGUCUUGUAGAUGUGAACGGACAGAGAGGCUAUGUGCCCUCCAGCUUCCUGGCCAGGGCCCCAAGCCCAGCUCCAUGGGGCUGGAGACUACCCUCUUAGAUGCCAGUCUUGGAGCCCACAUUGCCAGAGGAAUGG
Messenger RNA from Trichechus manatus latirostris (Florida manatee), 2094 nucleotides. RefSeq names its product Rho guanine nucleotide exchange factor 37 (gene ARHGEF37). The coding region runs from base 1 to 2058 and encodes 685 amino acids. Gene Ontology annotation, cellular component: cytoplasm. Lineage: Eukaryota; Metazoa; Chordata; Mammalia; Sirenia; Trichechidae. The transcript has 12 exons. Gene Ontology annotation, molecular function: protein binding; guanyl-nucleotide exchange factor activity. The record is from RefSeq and is a predicted model, not a curated record.